Molecule: messenger RNA, 271 nt
Organism: Antrostomus carolinensis (chuck-will's-widow)
Lineage: Eukaryota; Metazoa; Chordata; Aves; Caprimulgiformes; Caprimulgidae
Product: tubulin alpha-2 chain-like
Exons: 2
Biological process (GO): microtubule-based process
Cellular component (GO): microtubule
Molecular function (GO): structural constituent of cytoskeleton; GTP binding
Source: RefSeq, a predicted model, not a curated record
CGUGAGUGCAUUUCUGUUCACAUUGGCCAAGCCGGAGUUCAGAUCGGCAACGCCUGUUGGGAACUCUUCUGUCUGGAGCACGGCAUCCAGCCAAACGGCACCUUCAUCGACCAACCCAGCUAUGAUGACUCUUUUGCCACGUUCUUCCGAGAGACAAGGUCUAGGAAAUACGUGCCCCGCGCUAUUAUGGUGGACUUGGAGCAAACUGUAAUAGAUGAAGUGCGGACUGGCACCUACCGUCAGCUUUUCCAUCCAGAACAGUUGAUCACUG